Aegilops tauschii subsp. strangulata is the source of this 2429-nucleotide messenger RNA. Its product is annotated as wall-associated receptor kinase 5-like. Gene Ontology annotation, biological process: protein phosphorylation; cell surface receptor signaling pathway. NCBI's taxonomy places the organism in Eukaryota, Viridiplantae, Streptophyta, Magnoliopsida, Poales, Poaceae. Gene Ontology annotation, molecular function: ATP binding; calcium ion binding; polysaccharide binding. Gene Ontology annotation, cellular component: plasma membrane. The record is from RefSeq and is a predicted model, not a curated record.
AUGACUUUCAACAAAUUAGCACCUGCAGCAGUAAGGUUAGCCUUCAUCAUAGCGCUGCUGAAAGCCACCAGCGUUGGAGCAUUGGCGCCACCACCACGCAGCUGCACGAGGGAAUGCGGCGGGGUAGAGAUCCCUUACCCGUUCGGCAUCGACGUCGAGCUAGGCUGCCAAGCCUCCGACGUCCGGCAGGGCUUCAAGCUGGCCUGCCGAGACAGUGGCAGCGGCCGCGGCAGGAGGCUACACUACUACAACAACGAGCUGCUGGACAUCUCGCUGGACAAGGGCCAGGUCCGGUGGCUCAACAACAUCUCCUCCUACUGCUACGACGCCGCCACCGGGGCCAUGAAGGUCAGCAGCCCGCCCUCCAACAUGGACCUGGAGGGGUCCGUCUUCCGGCUCUCCCCCGCCGCCAACAGGUUCACCGUGCUCGGCUGCAAGACGCUGGCCUACAUCGGCGACGCGGACGACGACGCGUCCUACACGGCCGUGUGCGGGGCCACGUGCAAGGGUGGCGACCCCUCGCUGCUGACCAACGGCUCCUGCGAAGGCAUGGGCUGCUGCCGGACGGCGAUCCCCAAGGGGCUGGAGAACUACCGGGUGUGGUUCGACAGGAACUUCAGCGCGCCCACGCCCGCGGCCGGCUGCAGCUACGCGGCGUUAGUCGAGGAGUCCAACUUCACCUUCUCGUCCACCUACCUCUCCUCGUCGGCGUUCGUCGACGCCUACGGCGGGCAGGCGCCGCUGGUGCUGGAUUGGGCUAUCGGAACUCUCGCCGGCGAGACGUGCGAGUCGGCCGGCGCCAAGCCGGAGUCGUACGCGUGCGUCAACGACCAUAGCGUCUGCGUCGACUCGCCUAUUGGACGAGGCUACAUCUGCAAAUGCAACAAGGGAUACCAGGGAAAUGCUUACCUUCGAGACGGAUGCAAAGAUGUUGACGAGUGCCUUGACCCACAAUAUUGUGAAGGAACAUGCCAUAAUAUCAUUGGAGGCUUCAUCUGCUGUCCUCAGAAAACAAAAUAUGAUCCCCAGAAAAUGCAGUGCACCCCUAUAAAAAAGAACUCUCUUCUCACAGGUACCCACCUUUUCAGUUAUUCCAUGUUAUAUAAAAACAACGAAAACUUAAAUGGCAUAUGGUUUUACAUAGGUGUUAUCCUUGGAGUGGGUGCGGGCUUUGUAAUGCUAUUUCUUGGUUUGAGUGGAAUAUCCCUCUCCUACCGAUGGAAAAGAGGUAUCAAACAACAACAACGUAGGUUGUAUUUCCAAAAAAACCAAGGCCUUCUAUUGGAACAACUCAUAUUGUCAAAUGAAAAUGCAAGUGAUAGAACAAUGAUUUUCUCCUUGGAAGAGUUAGAGAAGGCAACAAACAACUUUGAUGAAACUCGUAUUGUAGGCCAUGGAGGACAUGGAAUGGUAUACAAAGGCAUAUUAUCUGAUCAACGUGUGGUCGCUAUAAAAAGGUCAAAACUUGUUGAGGAAUUUGAGAUCAGUCAGUUUAUUAAUGAGGUCGUAAUCCUCUCCCGGAUAAAUCAUCGAAAUAUAGUGGAGCUCUUUGGAUGUUGUCUUGAAACGGAAGUGCCCCUCUUAGUGUCUGAUUUUAUCCCAAAUGGCUCUUUAUUCGACAUUUUGCAUGGUGAGUCAGCAAGUAGACAGUCUUUAUCAUGGGAUGAUUGUUCGAGGAUUGCUCAGGAAGCUGCUGGGGCUCUCUGUUAUCUACAUACAUCUGCUUCAAUAUCGAUCUUUCAUCGUGAUGUGAAGUCCUCUAAUAUAUUGUUAGAUGGAAAUUUCAUUGCUAAAGUUUCAGAUUUUGGUGCUUCAAGAACAGUUCCUAUUGACCAAACGCAUGUUACUACUAACAUACAAGGAACAUUUGGAUACUUGGAUCCAGAAUAUUAUCAAACUGGGCAACUAAAUGAGAAGAGUGAUGUGUACAGUUUUGGUGUGGUACUCGCAGAGUUACUUACAAGAAAAGAGGCCGUUUUCACAAAUAGUUCAGGUAUAAAGCAAAACUUGUCCAUCUACUUCAUUUCAGAGAUUAAAAUGAAGCCAAUAAGAGAGAUUGUAGCUACUCAAGUUCUUGAAGAAGCAAGCGAGGAUGAAAUUAGUAUCGUCAUCUCUCUUGCGGAGAUGUGUUUGCGUCUCAAGGGGGAAGAAAGGCCUACUAUGAAGCAAGUGGAGAGUACAUUACAAUAUAUGCGAACAAAAAGGUUGGCCUCAUAAUAAGUCGUUGAAGGAAACAAAGCAGAAAUCGAACCAUUUAUCCAUAGUUGUCAACCUUUCGCCAUUCGUAUGGGCCAUGAAGCUCAUUUAGAAUCAUCUAGUAAUUUCUUGGUCUGGGGCAAGAGAUUAUGUCAUCCCUUAUCUGGUUCCCAAAAAUUUGAAGUUAUCAAUUUGUACUUUCUUAUUAUCAUAACUUAAGAAUUCUCGUAAUA